Messenger RNA from Melanotaenia boesemani (Boeseman's rainbowfish), 4396 nucleotides. It is a transcript of the gene gria4b, whose product is annotated as glutamate receptor, ionotropic, AMPA 4b. The record is from RefSeq and is a predicted model, not a curated record. Gene Ontology annotation, cellular component: postsynaptic membrane; AMPA glutamate receptor complex; dendritic spine. The transcript has 17 exons. NCBI's taxonomy places the organism in Eukaryota, Metazoa, Chordata, Actinopteri, Atheriniformes, Melanotaeniidae. Gene Ontology annotation, molecular function: AMPA glutamate receptor activity; transmitter-gated monoatomic ion channel activity involved in regulation of postsynaptic membrane potential. Bases 12 to 2852 code for a protein of 946 amino acids. Gene Ontology annotation, biological process: synaptic transmission, glutamatergic; monoatomic ion transport; modulation of chemical synaptic transmission.
GCCGCUGGCUGAUGCCCCGCUCUCCUCCUCCUCCUCCUCCUCUUCCUCCCCUCCCUCAUCUUGGUUGGUGUUGUGCGCAAAACCUCCAGCGCCGGACGGACGGACGCAGUUUUGACGUUUAUAACCGAAACAAAAUGAGGAUUUCUUCCCGCGACUGGAUUCUGUUGAUGUUCUCGGGUUUUUGGGGACUGACAAUGGGAGCUUUCCCGAGCAGCGUUCAGAUCGGUGGUCUGUUCAUCAGAAACACUGAUCAGGAGUACACCGCCUUUCGAUUGGCUAUCUUCCUGCACAACACCAGCCCGAAUGCAUCGGAAGCCCCGUUCAACCUGGUGCCUCACGUGGACAACAUCGAGACGGCUAACAGCUUCGCCGUCACCAAUGCUUUUUGCUCGCAGUACUCCCGCGGUGUCUUUGCCAUCUUCGGCCUGUACGACAAGCGAUCGGUCCACACGCUGACGUCCUUCUGCAGUGCCCUGCACAUCUCCCUCAUCACUCCCAGCUUCCCCACCGAGGGUGAGAGCCAGUUCACUCUGCAGCUUCGGCCAUCGAUCCGAGGGGCGCUCCUGUCCCUCCUCGACCAUUACGACUGGAACAAGUUUGUCUUCCUGUACGACACAGACCGAGGAUACGCCAUCCUGCAGGCCAUCAUGGAGAAAGCAGGACAGAACAACUGGCAGGUCAGCGCCAUCUGCGUGGAAAACUUCAACGAUGCCAACUACCGGAGACUCCUGGAGGAUCUGGACCGGCGGCAGGAGAAGAAGUUUGUCAUCGACCUGGAGGCUGAGAGACUGCAGAACAUGCUGGAACAGAUUGUCAGCGUUGGGAAACAUGUGAAAGGCUACCAUUACAUCAUGGCCAAUCUGGGUUUUAAGGACAUCAACCUGGAGCGUUUCAUGCAUGGCGGGGCCAAUGUGACAGGCUUCCAGCUAGUUGACUUCAGUAACCCCAUGGUCAUCAAACUGAUGCAGCGCUGGAAUAAGCUGGAUCAGAGGGAAUACCCAGGCUCGGACGCCCCACCCAAGUACACCUCAGCGCUAACAUAUGAUGGGGUAAUGGUGAUGGCCGAGGCCUUCAGGAACCUGCGCAGGCAGAAGGUGGAUAUUUCCAGAAGAGGAAACGCAGGUGACUGCCUCGCUAACCCUGCCGCCCCGUGGAACCAGGGCAUUGACAUGGAGCGUACUCUCAAACAGGUUCGGCUGCAGGGAUUAACAGGUAAUGUCCAGUUUGACCACUAUGGCCGCAGAGUCAACUACACUAUGGACGUGUUUGAACUGAAGAAUAAUGGACCCAGAAGGAUUGGUUAUUGGAAUGAUGCAGACAAGCUAGUUUUGAUCCAGGACUCUCCACUUCAUCCUAAUGACACAACUGGGAUGGAGAACCGAACUGUUAUUGUGACCACCAUCAUGGAGGGUCCCUAUGUGAUGCUGAAGAAGAACUGGGAGAUGUAUGAGGGUAACGACCAGUACGAGGGUUACUGCGUGGACCUGGCUUCCGAGAUCGCCAAACACAUCGGAAUCAAGUAUAAAAUCUCCAUCGUUCCUGAUGGAAAGUACGGCGCCAGGGACCCAGAGACGAAGAUCUGGAACGGCAUGGUCGGGGAGCUGGUGUACGGGAAAGCGGAAAUCGCUGUGGCCCCUUUGACUAUCACGUUGGUCCGGGAGGAGGUGAUUGAUUUCUCCAAACCCUUCAUGUCGCUGGGUAUCUCCAUUAUGAUCAAGAAGCCCCAAAAAUCUAAGCCGGGGGUGUUCUCCUUCCUGGACCCGUUGGCCUACGAGAUCUGGAUGUGCAUCGUGUUCGCCUAUAUCGGUGUGAGCGUGGUGCUCUUCCUGGUCAGCCGCUUCAGCCCGUACGAAUGGCACACCGAGGAGCCCGAAGAGGGCACCGACGGUCCGCCAAGCGACCAGCCCCCCAAUGAGUUUGGCAUCUUCAACUCUCUCUGGUUCUCCCUGGGUGCCUUCAUGCAGCAGGGCUGUGACAUCUCCCCAAGAUCGUUAUCAGGGCGAAUUGUGGGAGGUGUGUGGUGGUUCUUCACCCUCAUCAUCAUCUCGUCCUACACGGCUAACCUGGCUGCUUUCCUUACUGUGGAGAGGAUGGUUUCCCCCAUUGAGAGCGCAGAGGAUCUGGCCAAGCAGACGGACAUCGCCUAUGGAACUCUGGACUCCGGCUCGACCAAAGAGUUCUUCAGGCGGUCCAAGAUUGCCGUCUAUGAGAAGAUGUGGGGAUACAUGAAGUCUGCCGAACCCACGGUCUUCACCAAAACCACGGCGGAGGGGGUGGCGCGGGUCCGCAAGUCCAAAGGAAAAUACGCCUUCCUGCUGGAGUCCACUAUGAAUGAGUACACAGAGCAGCGCAAGCCCUGCGACACGAUGAAAGUUGGAGGCAACUUGGACUCCAAAGGCUACGGAGUAGCUACACCCAAGGGUUCACAGUUAAGAACGCCUGUAAACCUUGCCGUAUUGAAACUGAGUGAAGCAGGAGUCUUAGACAAACUGAAAAACAAAUGGUGGUACGAUAAAGGGGAGUGUGGACCCAAGGACUCUGGAAGUAAGGACAAGUCCUCCCAGGCCCUCAGCCUGAGCAACGUGGCAGGGGUCUUCUACAUCCUCGUCGGGGGCCUAGGCCUGGCCAUGCUGGUGGCCCUUAUCGAAUUCUGCUACAAGUCGCGCAACGAGGCCAAGAGAAUGAAGCUAACCUUCACAGAAGCCAUGAGGAACAAGGCCCGUCUGUCCAUCACGGGCAGCGUUGGGGAGAACGGACGAGUGCUGACGCCCGACUGUCCCAAAGCCGUCCAUGCCGGGCCUCCCAUCCGCCAGAGCUCCGGCCUGGCUCUGGUUUCCUCUGAGCUUCCUUGAAAACCAAAAACCUCUCAAGUGCCUUAUACAAUAACAACAAGAAAAAAGACAACAACCAGAAAACAAAGCAGAACAGAACCAGGAUUCCCGGGGUCCUCCAGAUGGGAGUGAACAACACGAGGUCGGAGGUGACUUCUCUCCCAGAUCUGAGGAAACCACGGGCAGAUCAACCUUUAUUUAUUUUUCUGUUUGUUUUUAACUGUGAGGCCACAUGGAAGGGUUUGUUUGUGACAUAGGAGGAACACAAAGGGAGCAAAAAUUAAAAAUAUCAUGAGAUAUGAUAAAGAUGAAGACCAGAAAACUGUAAACUUAAAACUGUGCUUCUCUCUUUUUAUUUUUGACUGCUGUGAAUUGGCAAAAACUGAACACUGUAAUCCAGAUUGUUUUCCAACUGAACAGCAUUUGCUACACAGUCACACCAGAUAUCAACGAGAGACACUGAACGCCAUGAAGAUAACCAUGAAAAAUAUUUGUAUUUAUAAAAAUUAAAAUGAAUCUAUUGAUACUGAAUAUGUGAGCAAAUAUAGAAAACUGUGAAAAUAAGUAAAUAUGUAUAUUCCAUGCAAAACAAAAUGAGAUUAGCUGUAAAUAACCACAGCCGUGCUUGCUUUUUAAACAGAUGUACAUAGCAGAUAUUGUAGUGAAGAGACCGUUCUUUUUUGUAAAUCAUCUUUAAAGAUUUAUUCAUCGCAAUAAUGAAAAGGACGAUGCCAAUCGAAGGAGAUAGUGUUCAAAUCUGUGUUGUAUUAUAUAGGAACAUUCAAACUCUUUUAAAUGUGAAGGGUAUCGACUGCCCAAAUAUUCUGAUACCUGUUGCAUAAGAAUUAACAAAUAUAUUCAAAAAUGAAUGUUAACUAGCUCCACCCCCAAACCCUUAAGCCACACCCCCUCACUGUGCAGACGUAGAUCCAGAAAGCUGCUUUCUAAAUCAAGUUUCUGCAGCCAGAAUAAUGACUAUUUUUUUUCAUUCUUUGAUCUAUUUUUUGUACGAAAAAAUGAAAAAGAAACUGUCUCCUGGUUUUAAAUGUUGACAGUCCAGUACUAUCUGGUUUGAACUUUUUAAACCAUUACCUGUGUGGAGACAUGAGUCCAAAACUGAACAGAACCAUUUCUCUCACUUACAUGUCAUUGGAAGUUUAAAGCUGGGGAAGUGUGAUGAAGCGUGGCUGUGGGGAAGUCUGUGUUGUAGCACUGUGGAUCCUCCAGGGAGGCCGAACACGCCGCAGCAGAACUGUAUUCUCUGUGUCUCCGUCUCCUCUGGAAAUGGUGGGACAAUCUGCAAUGGAGAUGCAGCAUCUUCAACAACACCGACCCAGGGAUGGUGCUGGGUACUGGUUUCAAGAUAAUACCCAGCUCUGGUCUUGUCCAUUCCCUUGACAUGUGUGCAGGGGUGGUGGAAGGAAACCAGCUAAAAUAGUCCAGGUCUUGCAUUCUUGUCCUGCCAUCUGUCUUUAGAGCUGAAGUGUACUAUGGCGUCUUCUUUUGGUUUCAAAUGUACAUCUUUAUUUUGAUCUUUUUUAAGUAAAAUGAAUUUCAAAUCACAA